AACUUAGAAAUUUUUAUCUAGUUGUAAUAACCGAGAAGUUUACGACAUUGGUUUCUGCUUUUAAGUGGACCAAAAGUGGUUUCAAAUCUUUCCGAGUGCAGCAAACAAUCUUUGACACUUCCACUAGAAAGAACAGAAGAGCAUUCUCAAUAGGAGAUAGAACAGAAGAGCAUUCUCAAUAGGAGAUUAUGGCUUUUGUAAUAAACUUCUCAUACAUCACCCCACUGGUUUUCUUCAUUCUUUCACUUGUGUUUUUGCAUGAUAUUGUGCAUGCUGAUCCUCCCUAUAAACUCUGUCAAGGCGAAAAUUUUACAGAGAAUAGUGCGUUUCAGAUAAACCGCGAUGAUCUUCUUGGUUCUUUAUCCUUAAAUGCUGCUUCUCUACCUAAAUUCUACAAUACUUCCUCUGGAAAUGACAAGAAUACAGUUUAUGGUCUUUUUCUCUGCUACAAUUAUGUCAAACAUGAUGAAUGUACAAAAUGCGCGGAAGUAGCUACUAAAGACAUCAGAAACCUUUGUAAAACAUCAAAGGAGGCACUAUUGUGGUCAGAAAACUGUCAGCUGCGCUACUCAGACCAGAAGUUCUUCGGCCUUUUGGAUGUUGCUGAUAACGUGAAACAAACUAACCCGAAGCCAUUUUCAGAUCCAGGACGACUUCAAUCAAUCCUGAAUCCUGUUUUACUCAGUAUGAGCAAGCUAGUGGCUUCUUCAAUUGAUAUGGUUGCUACUAAAAAUAUAUCCUUUCCAGGUGAUAAUCCCAUCUAUGCAUUUGCACAGUGUACUAAAGACUUAUCUUCAGAGGACUGCAAUACAUGCCUUAGAGCUGCAAUAUCAAACAUUUCAAGUUGCUGCUAUUCUUACCGUGGAGCAAGACUUUUUAGUCGUAGUUGUUUCUUAAGAUAUGAGUUCAAUAAUUUUAUUGAUCUAGACGAUGGUGGUAUUACAGUACCUGAAAUUCCAAAACACAGUGAUGGAAGAAACAAGCAGAUGAUAGUAGCUCUCAUAUUUGGAGCCAUGGCAGUAGUCAUAGCGGUGAUUAGUUUCUACCUUUAUUGUCUUGCACCGAGGAAACAAGCUAGCAACAGUAAUGCUCAUAAUAUAGGGAAGGGCAGAUUUUUUCAUCAGCAAGUUCAGUUACCUGAAGCUAAUGAGCACAGUGACACAUAUGCAAUGCUCCAAAAGUUUCAAGCUCUGAACAACCUAGAUCCUCAAGAAUUUCCCUUUUUUCCUAUGGAGUCUGUGCUAGUAGCUACAAAUGAUUUCUCUGAUUCUAACAAGCUGGGACAAGGAGGUUUUGGUCCUGUUUACAAAGGCACUCUACCUACUGGCGAGAAGAUAGCAGUCAAGAGGCUUUCAGCCACCUCCACUCAAGGUUCAGAUGAAUUUGUGAAUGAGGUUCUACUGAUCUUUAAAUUGCAGCAUAAAAAUCUGGUCAGGCUCUUGGGCUUUUGCAUAGACAAGGAGGAAAGAAUACUGGUUUACGAAUAUAUGAGCAACAGCAGUCUGGAUUUAAUUCUUAAUGAUGAAAGUAAACGAGCACAAGUCAGUUGGACAGUACGUCUAGAUAUUGUAAAAGGAAUUGCACGGGGAAUGCUGUAUCUUCACCAGGAUUCCCGUCUUAGAAUCAUUCAUAGGGACCUAAAACCAAGUAAUGUGUUACUGGACAAAGAAAUGAAUCCAAAAAUCUCAGACUUUGGAAUGGCAAGGAUCUUUGGAGGUAGUGACUGUCAAGCCAACAGCACUGCUAAAAUAGUUGGAACAUAUGGAUACAUCGCUCCAGAGUUUGCAAUGGAGGGCCUGUACUCCAUCAAGUCUGAUGUUUUCAGCUUUGGUGUACUAUUGCUUGAAAUUAUAAGUGGCAAAAGGAAUGCUGAAUUUCAUAUCUCAACAAGAACUAAAAGCCUCCUGUCAUAUGCAUGGGAACUAUGGAAUGAAGGAAAAGGCAAGGACUUGAUGGAUCCACUAUUGGCUGAUGCUUGCAGCCUCGACGACUUUUUAAGAUGCAUGCAUAUUGGAUUAUUGUGUGUUCAAGAAGAUUCAUAUGACAGACCAACCAUGCUAUCUGUUGUUAUGAUGCUAAACUGUGAAACGACAGCUCUUACUCAACCUGAACGACCAGCGUAUUCUGUUGGAAGAUUGCCUCAUCACCAAAAGACAUGUUAUAACAAUUUGUCCAUCAAUGAUCUAUCCAUUUCUAAUGCAUAUCCACGGUAGAGGAGCUGGUGCUAAGCCUGAAGUAUUUGUAUUUAUCAACAAAUUGAUGUCAAUACUAGUGAGGACCAAUUAGAUGACUGUGAUCUAAAUUUAAUGCCUUAAACUUAAAUGUAUAUAUAACAAUCCCAUAACACAAGUCAUUUCAUCUUGUUUAGUAUGUUA
Daucus carota subsp. sativus is the source of this 2375-nucleotide messenger RNA. Its product is annotated as cysteine-rich receptor-like protein kinase 10. NCBI's taxonomy places the organism in Eukaryota, Viridiplantae, Streptophyta, Magnoliopsida, Apiales, Apiaceae. The transcript has 6 exons. The record is from RefSeq and is a predicted model, not a curated record. Gene Ontology annotation, biological process: protein phosphorylation. The coding region runs from base 189 to 2213 and encodes 674 amino acids. Gene Ontology annotation, cellular component: plasma membrane. Gene Ontology annotation, molecular function: ATP binding; protein serine/threonine kinase activity.